AUGCUCGCCUCCAAGCGAAGAUCUCCCGCCUCCAAGCCGUGCCGCGGCGUGAUGCGUGACAGUUGCGUGAUCUAUACUGGUAAUUGCAGAAGCUUCCAUAUGCAUUCGGCCAUACAAUGCAAGGUAUGUAAGUGGAAACUGCCGGACUUCAUGUCUGCUGUGGAAGCGCAAAUCAAGGAGGAUCUGAGCCGGGAGCGCGUACGUUUGAAAGCUCCGGUCAGACCUGUGGCUACACCGCAGGUCCCCACGUCCUCCACGCCUGUCAUUGUCGACGCGCCGGUUACAGGCUUGCGAGACGCCUGCGCGGCGGAAACGCUGGGGCUGCUCAAGAAGGAGCGGACGCUGAGACGAAGCUGA
Messenger RNA from Symbiodinium natans, 357 nucleotides. The record is from the annotation of a GenBank genome assembly. NCBI's taxonomy places the organism in Eukaryota, Dinophyceae, Suessiales, Symbiodiniaceae.